Molecule: messenger RNA, 207 nt
Organism: Blepharisma stoltei
Lineage: Eukaryota; Ciliophora; Heterotrichea; Heterotrichida; Blepharismidae
Source: the annotation of a GenBank genome assembly
AUGAGAUGAGGAUUAAGAAAUCCGCUGAUUUCCCAUUUCAAAUUAGAAGUUUGGGGUCUACGAUCUUUAGUAUCUCGGAUAGUUGAAUACAGAAAUGCCUCGUUUUUUACAGUUUCAUAUACAAACUCUUUUUUAUCCUUUGUAGGUGCCAGCUUAAACAAUGAGACAUCCCAUACAAACUGUCAUGGCGAAAUAAUGAUGAUUUAA